GAAAACAGAGCAAACUCAGUUCCAUUUCGUCUUCUACCUCUCUACCCUCCAACGUACGUACCUAAUUGACCACAAUCGUCGUGGACCUUCAAUGGCUGCUGCUUCAGUUCCAACUUUAGGAGCUGUUAACAGAGCACCGCUGAAAUUGAAUGGCUCUGGGGCUGGAGCAUUGGUUCCAAGCUCGGCAUUCUGGGGCAACAGCUUGAAGAAGGUGAGCCCCAAGAUCACCAACCAGAGAAUAUCUUCUGGGAGUUUCAAGGCUGUUGCGGAGUACGAUGAGCAAAAGCAGACAUCCAAGGACAAAUGGGGAGGACUUGCCUUUGACACUUCGGACGACCAGCAGGAUAUCACUAGGGGAAAGGGAAUGGUGGACAGUGUUUUUCAAGCUGCCAUGGGUUCUGGGACUCACUAUGCUGUCCUGAGCUCCUAUGAUUAUAUCAGUGCUGGUCUUCGCCAAUUCAAACUUGACAACAACAUGGAUGGAUUUUACAUUGCACCCGCAUUCAUGGACAAGUUGGUUGUUCACAUCACCAAGAACUUCUUGAACUUGCCAAACAUUAAGGUUCCUCUCAUCUUGGGUAUCUGGGGAGGCAAAGGUCAGGGAAAAUCAUUCCAAUGUGAGCUUGUCUUUGCAAAAAUGGGAAUCAACCCCAUCGUGAUGAGUGCUGGAGAAUUGGAAAGUGGGAAUGCUGGAGAGCCUGCAAAAUUGAUUAGGCAAAGGUAUCGCGAAGCAGCAGACAUUAUCAGCAAGGGAAAAAUGUGCUGCCUAUUCAUCAAUGACCUUGAUGCUGGAGCGGGUAGGAUGGGUGGAACUACCCAAUACACUGUCAACAAUCAGAUGGUGAAUGCCACUCUUAUGAACAUUGCUGAUAACCCAACCAGUGUCCAGCUUCCUGGUAUGUACAACAAGGUGGAAAAUCCACGCGUUCCCAUCAUAGUCACUGGUAAUGACUUCUCCACAUUGUAUGCCCCUCUCAUCCGUGAUGGUCGUAUGGAAAAGUUCUACUGGGCACCUACACGGGAAGACUGCAUUGGUGUCUGCACGGGCAUUUUUCGGACACAUGGUGUACCUAAGGAGGGCAUGGUGAAGCUUGUUGACACCUUCCCUGGACAGUCCAUUGAUUUCUUUGGUGCUCUCAGGGCAAGAAUCUAUGAUGAUGAAGUGAGGAAAUGGAUAUCUGGCGUGGGUGUAGAGAAUGUAGGUAAACGGCUCGUGAACUCAAAGGAGGAGCCUCCAACCUUUGAUCAACCAAAAAUUACACUUGAGAAGCUCCUUGAGUAUGGAAACAUGCUUGUUCAAGAGCAGGAGAAUGUAAAGAGAAUUCAAUUGGCUGAGAAGUACUUGAAUGAGGCAGCUCUUGGAGAUGCAAAUGAAGAUGCUAUCAAGAAUGGAAACUUCUAUGGCAAAGCAGCCCAACAAUUUAAGCUUCCUGUUCGGGAAGGCAGCACUGAUCCAUCUGCUGCAAACUUUGAUCCAACAGCUAGGAGUGAUGAUGGGUCCUGCCUGUAUCAAUUUUAAGUCUGUUCCAGGCAUUUGAGUAUAAAUUGCAUAGGGAAAAUAACCUCCGAGAAUGGGUGUACCAGCUCUAUUCAACAAAAAUUGUUUAUAAAAAAAAAAAAAAAAAAAAAAAAAACCCUCUAUUUAACAAAAAUACUGUGUUGUAAUUGUAUAGAAGUGAAAAUAAGUUUCCUUUUUAAUUCU
Quercus robur (English oak) is the source of this 1702-nucleotide messenger RNA. RefSeq names its product ribulose bisphosphate carboxylase/oxygenase activase, chloroplastic-like. Gene Ontology annotation, cellular component: chloroplast stroma; thylakoid. Gene Ontology annotation, molecular function: ribulose-1,5-bisphosphate carboxylase/oxygenase activator activity; ATP hydrolysis activity; ATP binding. Bases 92 to 1519 code for a protein of 475 amino acids. The record is from RefSeq and is a predicted model, not a curated record. NCBI's taxonomy places the organism in Eukaryota, Viridiplantae, Streptophyta, Magnoliopsida, Fagales, Fagaceae. The transcript is spliced from 7 exons.